Molecule: messenger RNA, 1414 nt
Organism: Paramecium pentaurelia
Lineage: Eukaryota; Ciliophora; Oligohymenophorea; Peniculida; Parameciidae
Source: the annotation of a GenBank genome assembly
AUGACAUUUUAGUUGAAGCUCCCUUUAAUUAAGAGACGAACAGAAUAGGAAUAAACUAAUAUAGAUUUUAAAUAAGCAUCAAAUAAAAGUCAAGAUGUUGUAAAUAUAUAAGAAACAAUAAGAAGUUAAAAUCAAAGGAAAAGCAGCAGCCUUUAUGGUAUUAUAAAUAAAUAAAAAAAGAAAUUUCAAAUUAAGGAUCAAGUCGUACGACUGAUAGAACGAAAUCAAUUGAAAAUUCAUUAGUUGGGGAAGCUUCAAUAAAACAAGAGAAAUCAAAUUACGUCAUGAAAGAAUAAUAGAAAAUUUAGGGUUAGAUUGAUAUGAGAAAAGGUUUUGCAGGGAGAUAUGAUAGAAAUGGUGAAUGGGAGCAUUAUUUACCACCAAUACCAAGUGUUAAAGAGAGAGAAAAUAAACAAUUAUAACAACUAGUCAAAUUCACUAUAAAAUUUGUUGAUAAAGUUCCUAAGCUGAAAUUAAGGCAAAGAUUAAAAUCUUGUUUUUUAGCAAUCAAAGCAUUAGUUAGAUGGGCAAAAUUAGUACAGUAUUUCAUACUUAUAUUUUAAAGAUCUCUAAUUUAGAAAAAAAGAUUGAAUUCUUUUUGUUAUAAUAAUUGUUUAAAGGAAGUAAUUUAUAAUGAUUAGAUCAAAGCAAUAAAAUUUAAAUAAUGGACAUAAAUGGUGUUUUCAAAAGUAUUUAAUUAGAUAAAAAAGGAGAGAUUAGAUUAAUAUUAAAAUUUAAAUAUUAUAGUAAUUAUAUUAUAUAUAUUUGUUAGGAUGGUCAUUGUCAGUAAUUAAGUCCACAAGAAAAUGAUAUGAAUAUACUAAAAUUAAGACAUUUAAUAAUGUUGAUGUUAGAAGGUUUAUUAAUAAUGACAAAUAAAUCAAAUUUAUUAAAAGAAUUGAUUGGAGAAAUGUAUUUAUCAUAAUUUGAAGAUUAAAGAAAUAGUUUUUAUUUAUUUACUAGUAUAAGAACUUUGUAUUUAUAAAAUAAAAGAGAUGAAUUACCAUAAAUGCAAAGAGCUAUGAUAUAUAUUGAAUUUUUAAUAAUGAAAAUCAUAAUUUAAAAUAUACAAAUACUCAUUAAUCAGGAUAAAAUAUUAAAUACUGAAAACAAUACUUUAAGUUUCUUAUUAAAAUUACUAAUUUCAUUUCUACACUAUCUCUACUUGAAUUUAUUCUCAAAAUUAGAAAUUAUCAAGUAAAGAAUAAAAAAAUAAUUAAUUUAAAAAUAAUUAAUCAUUAAUCAAAGUAUAUAAUUAAUUGAUACACCUUCAAGUAGAGAUUGUUAAGAUUUAAUAAUUGGAAUAUAUAAUUAUGAAUCUUUAAAACCAAUUUUGGAAUCUUAAAGAUGGAAACUUUAAAUGAAAUCAAUCUUUAUGAAAGUUAUUUAAAAUCUUGAAUAACAAUAAUUAUGA